Asterias rubens (European starfish) is the source of this 3722-nucleotide messenger RNA. RefSeq names its product kelch-like protein diablo. The coding region runs from base 515 to 2254 and encodes 579 amino acids. The transcript is spliced from 9 exons. The record is from RefSeq and is a predicted model, not a curated record. Gene Ontology annotation, molecular function: protein binding. NCBI's taxonomy places the organism in Eukaryota, Metazoa, Echinodermata, Asteroidea, Forcipulatida, Asteriidae.
UGUCGUCUGAUACUAUUAUUUUACUAUUUGUUGAUAGUGUAAAAAAAAACUACAGCUGGGAACUAGAAAUGCCAACGCCAGCUGUCAAGGUUACACAAGUUAGUGGCAUAGGUUCAUUCACGAGUUAUCUUGCUGUGGUCUGGGUGCAGGAGUUUUGUGUCAAGUCUCAAACAGUCUUUAAAACCACAGGUUUGUACGAUACACUUUACGGACUGACGGCCGAAGUUCUUCAAGUUGUGUGUCUGUGCUGUAGUGUUGUGCCUGUGUGUGUCAAGUCAAUGUCGGAAUUUAACCUUGGCAGUUGUCUGUCGCCGUUGACGUAAAAGACAGAGUUAGCUAGAAAGAUGAAGUUAUGAUCGUGUGUUCCGGGAAAAUUGAAUUGAGUAUCGUCCAGACAUCAUUAAUUAAAUGUUCCAAACGUCAUGCGUGAAUCAGCAGAACAAGUGUCAUGACACGACGGGGUCAACGACAGUCUCAUCCAAGGUGAUACAACCCAAAUAAUUCCGGAGUCAAAAUGAUGGAUUUUGAUGAGCUGGACACCAGCUGUAAUGCCGACUUCAUCGUCCACCGUGCCCACGAGCAUUACAGCACCCAAGCCUUACGCCUCAUGCAGGAGCUUCGGCAGGCCCAUAAGCUCUGCGACAUCAGGCUUCAGGUCGGGGGUCAGGUCAUUGUGGGUCAUCGCGUCGUCCUAGCGGCGUUCAGCCGUUACUUCUACGCGAUGUUUACCGGGGACAUGCUGGAGGCUAGCCAGUCAGAGGUGGUCAUGAAACAAGUGGAUGCCAGAUCAGUGGAGAUGCUUGUGGAAUACGCUUACACAGGUAUUUUAGAAAUCCACAUCGACACAGUUCAGUCCCUUCUUGAUACAGCGGCCAUGCUUCAGCUGACCGAUGUGCAAACAGCAUGCUCUGAGUUCCUGAAGAGACAACUUCAUCCGGCCAACUGUCUCGGAAUUCGCAACUUUGCCGAUGCCCAUACUUGCACCGACCUCGUCGAAGCAUCGGGGAAGUUCGCCGAGCGGCACUUCACCGAGGUCGCCAACGAGGAGGAAUUCCUCCAGCUCCCCAAACCCCAGCUGGCCGAGCUCCUCCAGUGCGAAGAUCUCAACGUCAGCAGCGAGGAAGAAGUCUACAACGCCAUCAUGAGAUGGGUGUACCACGACAAAGAGGAACGCAAGAACGAUAUCGCCGAGUUGCUGCAGGCGAUACGAAUGCCGUUACUCUCCCCGCGAUUCCUAGUGGACAUUGUAGAGGCUGAAGACCUCAUUAAGCAAGACAUUAAGUGUAGGGAUCUUCUGGAUGAGGCCAAGAAUUACCACAUGUUGCCUGAUCGGAGGACCCGGAUGCAGCAGGAGAGGAUCAAACCUCGUCGUUCCACUGUGGGCUCUAUUUAUUGUGUAGGAGGGAUGGACAGCACCGGCCAUUCCUUGAGUAGCGUUGAACGUUACAACCUGAGCAAUGGUAGAGUCAGCAUCGAGGCCAGUAUGAAUUCACCUAGGAGUGGGGUAGGCGUGGCCGUACUGGAAGGCAAACUGUAUUCAGUGGGUGGCUACGACGGCAGUCAAUACAUGAACACGGUAGAGUGUUUAGAUCCGUCCACACGGCGCUGGCAUCGUGUGGCCUCCAUGCUUCAUGUCCGACGUUAUCAUUCAGUCAUAGCACUCGACAGACAGCUCUAUGCCGUAGGGGGAUACGACAGCUCCACCGUGCUGGACUCGGUGGAGACGUACGACCCUAGAACAAAUCGCUGGUGGAGAGUUGGUAGUCUUGACACCAAGAGGCGGCAUAUAGGCGUGGCAGCCAUGGGGAACUACUUGUACGCAGUAGGAGGUAGUGAUGGGACGUCGUAUCUCAAGAGCACAGAGAAGUACGACCCAAGGUUAAACCAGUGGAUUCCAGUAGAUAGCAUGCAUUCCAGGAGAGGAGGGGUGGGCGUGGCAGCCUUAGGUGGCAGGUUGUAUGCUAUGGGUGGCUAUGACGGACAAUCUAACCUAAACACACUGGAAAGAUACUACCCCGAAGAAGACAGAUGGACAUUCCUAGCGCCAAUGGCCCAGUGCCGAUCAGGCCACGGCUGCGUCGUCGUUGGUGACCUCAUGUAUGCCAUCGGAGGUCACGACGGAGUCCAGUACCUCAACACCGUGGAAGUAUUCGAUACCCAGCUAGGGGAGUGGCACUCUCAAGGUCCCAUGGGGACAUGUCGAGCCGUUGCGGGUGUGGCUGUGUUAAACAACAUUCCCUGCACAAAUGUCUAACCAAGGUAUAGAUCCCUUGUAAAUGGCACCCUUAACCUACUGCUGCACCUUAAGGAUUAGGGUUGGGCUACGUGGAAGUAUUUGAUACCCAGCUUGAGGGGGGGGGGCACUCUCAAGGUCCCAUGGGGAAAUGUUGAGCCGUUACGGGGGUGGCUGUGUUAAACAAUCCUUUGCACAUCCCUUGUAAAUGACACCCUAACCUACUGCUGCACCUUUAGGAUGAGGGAGGGCUACUGUUCCUCCCCCCCCCCCCCCCGAAUUGGGGGAGGACUGGAGUCAAACAUCAAUGGUAGACAAAUUUUAAGCAAUUGCUUGGUCUAAACCUCUAAUGUAUACCAUCGACUAAUUCCAUGAAACUUGUUGAACACAUUAGUUAAGCAAUCUUGCUAGCAGAAAUAGGCUACUUAUCCUGCUGAACAGUUUCUUGAAAAAUUUCCCUGGUUUAAUUUGACUCUCGUCGUCUUUAUGAAUGGGGUAGGUUUGUGUCAGCAAGGGAUUUGUGAGAACUGUACUAGAGUGAGAUACAUAACCACCUUUCAGGGUUUUCUUUUUAAGAGGAUCUUUGACAUUGAUUUGUCAUUUCUUGCCGGUUGUUAUCGUCCAAUGAAAGCAAAAAAAGGUGCUCUUAACGAGGAUGAGUAACUCAAGACUCUUAUCUGAAUUCAGAAUUUUUUGUUUAUGCCUGGUGAAAAAAUUUCUGUGGAUAUUAAGAAUCCCGGCUCUUUGAUCUGCUACUUUGGCACUGAGGAUACUGUUUCCAAAAGCUCCUUGAGCUUGCUGUUGGAACCCUGUAAGCUGAGAAUGGUGAUCCAUACCUACAGAAUUACAGAGCUAGUAGAGCCAUGAAAUCAAUCCCAGGGUUACGUUAUACAAGUCUUUAUUCCUGAUGCUGUAAUAAUGUCAACUAUGUGCAGCGAUUCAAAUGAAAAGUGUAGAACUACCCUGGACUGUCGGAAACUAACCAUCUGGUAUUUAAAUCAAUAUUUUACCAUUGGAUCAGCAAGAACUCACGCAACACAUCCCCAAGUUUGGCUGCUGAGCUGACAUGACACAGAUGCACGAUGGCUGUUGAUAACCCAGACAGUAUCUGGGAACUGUAUGGUACAAUCUGGGCCAAUUUUGUAGAGCUGCUUAAGCAGAAAAUAUUGCUUAGUAAUUAAUUUCUGAUAAGCAGAAAUGAGCAGGAUAUCAGUCUCAAACUGUAAAUGUGAUAUUGUAGUUUGGCUUGUAACCAUAUUUUGGAGAAUGGUGAUCUUAAAAGCGCAGAAUUUGGCGGUAAGCAGAUCCAUGAAAUUGGGCCCAAUGCCAAGUUAGAUACCCUGACCAUCUCAGGACUCACUUUUUGUACCAUCUUGUCGAUGUUUGUUUUUGAUACUGUCAUAAGGCCACACGAGUUUCCCCUGGAGGGACAUCAUUGUCUAGUAAUCUAAACUGCGCCAAUAAAGUAUCUAAACACUUACAAAUGGUA